AUGUGUCAAUAUGAAAUGAAUUAUUAUAAUGAAAGUCAAAUAUCUUUAUAUGAUAUUAUUUAUGAUUAUUAUAAUAGGUAUCUAUCUAAUUCAACUUUUUUGACAUGCUAUAUUCAUUUACAAUGUAUUCGUGGCCCUUCUCCAUUAUGUAUAAAUUGGAGAGAAAUUUGUGAUGGGAAGGUAAAUUGUAUCGAUGGUAAAUUUGAUGAAGAACAUUGUUGGCAACUUGAAAUCAAUGAAUGUAAUGAUAAUGAACAUCGAUGUACUAACGGACAAUGUAUACCAAAGUCGUUUUUUCGAGAUAAUCGUGACAUUCCUGAUUGUAUUGAUACGUCGGAUGAAUAUGGAAUCGAAGGUUCACGUCCUAGCGAAUGUUAUGGAGGUGAACCUUCAUUUAAAUGUGAAGAUAUAGGAUAUACAUUUUACACGUUGUUAAAGUAUUUCAAAAGAGCGAACUCGAAACUGCACAUUGAAGCUUUAUAUUCGGCCAAAGUUGAUUCGAUGUCUGGACAAUGUUGGUCAGCUUUUAAAUCACUUGUUGAUCUAGAAUUGUUCA
This is a messenger RNA of Rotaria sordida, 556 nucleotides long. NCBI's taxonomy places the organism in Eukaryota, Metazoa, Rotifera, Eurotatoria, Philodinida, Philodinidae. The record is from the annotation of a GenBank genome assembly.